Messenger RNA from Geodia barretti, 498 nucleotides. The record is from the annotation of a GenBank genome assembly. Lineage: Eukaryota; Metazoa; Porifera; Demospongiae; Tetractinellida; Geodiidae.
CUCCUGGUCAGAGGAGAUGAGAGCUUGCCGCAGGAACUGAACGCCGGGUUGGACGGAACCGGUCUGCGCAUUGCAGUGGUCGCCGCCAGGUUCAACUAUGUAAUCACCAAAAAUCUGAUGGAAGGCGCUGUCUCGACGUUGGGGAAAUACGGCGUGCGCGACGGCGACAUUACCACUUCAUGGGUCCCGGGCUCGUUUGAACUGCCGUUGGUAGCUAAAACGCUGGCUCAAUCCGGCCGCUAUGAUGCGGUGAUCUGCCUGGGCGCCGUAAUCCGGGGGGAAACCAGCCAUUACGACAUGGUGUGCAAUCAGGCCGCCUCGGGCAUCGCGGCGGUGGGCCGCGAAACCGGCAUUCCCACCAUGUUCGGAGUGUUGACUACCGAAAACAUGGAACAGGCCAUCAACCGUUCCGGAGGCAAGGUUGGCAACUUGGGCUCCGACUGCGCGCUGGGCGCCAUAGACUGUGCCCGCCUUUUGCAGUCAAUCAAGACCGGCUGA